Molecule: messenger RNA, 975 nt
Organism: Rattus rattus (black rat)
Lineage: Eukaryota; Metazoa; Chordata; Mammalia; Rodentia; Muridae
Product: serine protease 41
Exons: 7
Coding region: 1-975 (324 amino acids)
Biological process (GO): proteolysis
Molecular function (GO): serine-type endopeptidase activity
Source: RefSeq, a predicted model, not a curated record
AUGGGUGUACAGGGCCCGAUGCUGCUACUGCUGCUGGUGGUGGUGUGCGUGAUGCUGGGGGAGCCUGGAUCGCGUGAAGAAAACCAGGCGGCAGGCCUCAAGAAUACAGACAUCAAGCUUCUCUCAAUGCCGUGUGGCCGCCGGAAUGACAUUCGGUCCCGGAUAGUGGGCGGGAUAGAAUCCGUGCGAGGGCGCUGGCCGUGGCAGGCCAGCCUGCGCUUGAAGAAGUCCCACCGCUGCGGAGGGAGCCUUCUCAGCCACCGAUGGGUGCUUACUGCUGCACACUGCUUUAGAAAGUUCCUUGAUCCAAAAAAGUGGACGGUCCAGCUUGGGCAGCUGACUUCCAAGCCUUCUUUCUGGAACAGGGAGGCCUUUUCUGGCCGGUACAGGGUAAAGGACAUCAUCAUAAACUCCGAAGACAAACUGAAGUUCCAUGACCUCGCCCUGCUGAGGCUGGCCUCCUCGGUCACCUACAACAAGUACAUCCAGCCUAUCUGUGUGCAACCUUCCACCUUCAUGUUCCAGCACCAGCCCCGGUGCUGGGUGACCGGCUGGGGAGCCCUUCAGGAGGAUUUGAAGCCCCUGCCACCGCCCUAUCACCUCCGAGAAGUACAGGUCACCGUCCUAAACCUCAGCAGAUGCCAGGAACUCUUCAGCUUUGCCUCCCGAUACCACUUGAUCACCAGGGAUGUGUUCUGUGCCGGUGCGGAGGACGGGAGCGCCGACACCUGCAGUGGUGACUCAGGAGGACCUUUGGUCUGCAACAUGGAUGGUCUGUGGUAUCAGAUUGGAAUCGUGAGCCGGGGAGUAGGCUGUGGUCGGCCCAAACUGCCUGGCAUCUACACCAACGUCAGCCAUCACUACGACUGGAUUGAGACCAUGAUGAUCCUCAAUGGUGCAGUCAGGCAUGACCUGGCCCUGCCACUGCUGUUCUUCACUCCGCUCCAGGCUCCCUGGCUCCUGAGGCCCACCUGA